AUGCCUGAGGACCAAGCCAAAAGUCACGACGAGGCCAAUGAUCAUAUCGAGAACACCCAUGAUAUCUCCAAGACCGCUGAUGCCGCCGUUCUGAGUUCGGUUGCAGAAGAGAGAAGUUGUCUUCGCAGGCUCGAUCUUUGGCUUCUGCCCUUCAUCCUGUUCACGUACGCCCUGCAAUACACCGACAAGGUUAUCCUCAACGGAGCAUCGCAGUUCGGAAUUGUUCAAGACCUGCACCUGUAUGAGAUCAAAGGCUAUGAUCCAAAGACACACCAACCCGUUCAAGACUUACAUCGCUUCUCGCUGGCAACAUUGAUCUUUUAUUGGGGCUAUCUGGCUGGAGUUCUUCCAGCGGCCUUCCUCGCCCAAAAGCUUCUCUUGGGCAAGUUUCUCUCCGCCACGGUAGUCCUCUGGGGUGCCGUAACGAUGCUUACGGUCAUGGUAUCUUCGUACCCAGGCUUUAUGGUGCAGCGAUUCUUCCUUGGCGUCUGCGAGUCCGGCGCUGGACCAGGCCUCUCUUUGAUGAUCGCCAUGUUCUGGAAGCGGGAUGAACAGCCCCUACGAUAUGCCGUCUGGUAUGUUUCUAAUGGGAUCGGAGGCUUUGUGGGACCCAUGCUCGUCUACGGUAUUGGUCAUAUCCAUGGCGGUCUCCGUCCUUGGAAGUACCAGUACUUGAUUCUAGGUGCCGUCACCGUCGCUUGGGGAGUGCUGAUGGUCUUUAUACUCCCUGACAAUCCACGCUCAGCACGUUUCCUGAAACAGAGAGAAAGAGACGUGGCAGUCGCACGCAUACAGUCCGAGCAGCUGAGCGAGGAAAACAAGACGGUCAAGCUACACCAGAUCGUCGAAGCACUGAAAGACCCUAAGACCUGGUUGACAGUCAUGUCCACCUUUUGCAUACAUUUCGUUAAUGGAGCCGUGUCUGGAUUCGGAGCCAUCAUCGUUCGCAGCUUUGGCUACGGGCAGUUCAAGUCCGUCUUACUGACUGGUUGUGCUGGGCUCUACCUGCUGGUGAUGCUCAUCAUUGCCGGUAUCGCGGGAUCAUACAUCCGUCACUCCCGUACAUACAUCUGGUGUCUCGUUGAAGCACCGGUCAUCGUCGGCGCUGCGCUCAUAUGGAAUGUCUCCUGGACUUCAGAACGAUCAGCAGCACUGGCUGGGUUCUUCUUGCUCUCUACCUUUGCCCCGGCGUACACCAUGCUGCUAUCACUGGUGGGCUCAAACACGGGAGGGUACACGAAGAAGGUCUUCAUGAUGGGCCUCGUGUGGUCCGUAUACUGCAUUAGCAACGGAGUUGCUCCUCUCUUCGUCCAAACGACUGAAGCUGCGGAGCAAUAUCCAAGCAUGUUUAAAGCAGUCAUCGUUACGGCAUCAAUCUCUGUUUGCUGCCCGUUGCUUAUGAGGGUGUACCUCGUCCGCGAAAACAAGAAACGGGAUCAAAACUCUGGCCUUGCCUUUACGCACAGCAAUACUGCUGGAGACUUGACCGACAAGGAGAACCUGCAUUUCCGCUAUGCGCUAUAA
This is a messenger RNA of Zasmidium cellare ATCC 36951, 1524 nucleotides long. RefSeq lists its product as uncharacterized. The coding region runs from base 1 to 1524 and encodes 507 amino acids. Gene Ontology annotation, molecular function: transmembrane transporter activity. Gene Ontology annotation, cellular component: membrane. The transcript is spliced from 3 exons. Gene Ontology annotation, biological process: transmembrane transport. The record is from RefSeq and is a predicted model, not a curated record. Lineage: Eukaryota; Fungi; Ascomycota; Dothideomycetes; Mycosphaerellales; Mycosphaerellaceae.